Molecule: messenger RNA, 1659 nt
Organism: Clonostachys solani
Lineage: Eukaryota; Fungi; Ascomycota; Sordariomycetes; Hypocreales; Bionectriaceae
Source: the annotation of a GenBank genome assembly
AUGCUCGAGCUUGUUGGCAAACACCAGGCAGAGCUCUAUACCGAGAAGGUCACUGGCUACUAUCUCCGUCGAAGGGAUACCCAAGAGCUCGACCAGAUCACAACCCUUCCAAAUGGAUUGCGGGUGGCUUCAGAGGCCCUCCCCGGGUCCUUCUCCGGUGUGGGAGUCUACAUCGAGGCUGGAUCACGAUUUGAGAACCAAGCGCUGCGCGGCGUAUCGCACAUUAUGGAUCGCCUAGCUUUCAAGUCGACAUCGAAGCACACCGCUGAUGAGAUGUUGGAAACGGUGGAGGCUCUGGGCGGGAACAUCCAGUGUGCGUCAUCGCGUGAAUCCAUGAUGUACCAAGCAGCAACCUUCAACGGAGCCGUGCCUCAAACGGUCGGCCUGCUGUCCGAGACGAUCCGCGAUCCCCAGAUCACUGAGGAGGAGGUUGCUGCUCAGAUUGAGACGGCGCGAUACGAAGUUGCCGAGAUCUGGAGUAAACCCGAGCUCAUUCUGCCAGAACUGGUUCACACAGCUGCGUUCAAGGACAACACCUUGGGAAACCCGCUUCUGUGCCCGGAGGACCGGUUCGGGGUAAUCAACCGCGAUUCUGUCCUGAUGUACAGGGACUUAUUCUAUAGACCAGAGAGGAUGGUGCUUGCUUUUGCUGGUGUUGAGCACGGUCAGGCUGUCCAACUGGCAGAGCAAUACUUCGGCGACAUGCACUCGACAUCAAAAACGACGACGACAGGAUCAGAGACCAGUGAGAGCGUCACUAGCGAAUCCGAUCUCUCCAGCGUCACCUCCUCCGCCGCUUCGUCGCCUCGAAGCUCCCCCAAGAUCCUCUCCAAGAUUCCCUUCUUCAAGAACAUCUCCACUACCGCCCCCAAUGGCGCUGCCAUUCUUAAUACCCCUCCCUCCGAACUUGAAAUCCGCCAACCAUCCCACUACACUGGAGGAUUCCUCUCCCUCCCCCCUCAACCCCCGUCCCUGAACAACACCAACUUCACUCACAUCCACCUCGCCUUUGAGGGUCUCCCCGUCGCCUCAGACGACAUCUACGCCCUGGCCACCCUCCAGACCCUCCUCGGCGGCGGCGGCUCGUUCUCAGCCGGCGGCCCCGGAAAGGGGAUGUACUCCCGACUCUACACCAACGUCCUGAACCAGCACGGCUUCGUCGAGUCCUGCAUCGCCUUCAACCACUCCUACACAGACUCCGGCCUCUUCGGCAUCUCCGCCUCCUGCCUCCCCGGCCACACCUCCGCCAUGCUCGACAUCAUGUGCCAGCAGCUCCACGCCCUCACCGUCGAGACCGGCUUCUCCCGCCUCCAGGACACUGAGGUCGAGCGCGCCAAGAACCAGCUCCGCUCCAGCCUGCUCAUGAACCUCGAGUCCCGCAUGGUCGAGCUCGAGGACCUCGGCCGCUCCGUCCAGGUCCACGGCCGCAAGGUCCCCGUCCGCGAGAUGUGCCGCCGCAUCGAGGCCCUCACCGUCGCCGACCUGCGCCGCGUCGCCGACGAGGUCUUUGGCGGCAGGACCGGCAACGUCGGCGCCGGCAGCGGCGCCCCCACCGUCGUCCUCCAGGAGGCGCAGGCGUACGGCCUGACCAGCCACACCAUGAGCUGGGACAAGAUCCAGGAUCGCAUCGACAAGUGGAACCUGGGCCGCAAGGCAUAG